This is a messenger RNA of Cladophialophora immunda, 3578 nucleotides long. RefSeq lists its product as uncharacterized. The transcript has a single exon. The coding region runs from base 668 to 2725 and encodes 685 amino acids. The record is from RefSeq and is a predicted model, not a curated record. Gene Ontology annotation, molecular function: serine C-palmitoyltransferase activity; pyridoxal phosphate binding. Gene Ontology annotation, cellular component: serine palmitoyltransferase complex. Gene Ontology annotation, biological process: sphingosine biosynthetic process; ceramide biosynthetic process. Lineage: Eukaryota; Fungi; Ascomycota; Eurotiomycetes; Chaetothyriales; Herpotrichiellaceae.
UCGCGUCUUUUUCGUGUCGUGUGCACCUCUCCUGGACUUUGCCGUCGUCUCUCUUCCUAUUCUGCAUCUUUUCUCCUCAACUUUAUACCGCAGGCUUCUGGCACCCCGAUCAUCGCUGCUCUCCGCAAAGAGGCAUUGGGCGUGCGGCUGAGGGCGGGCGGUUCCUGCAAGGAACAGGCUCCUCGUGUCCAACCACAGCGCGGCGGAUCAGGGCGGAAUAUCUCAGUCAUCCGGCCAAACCGGUGCUGAGUUCCCCCUUCGUCAUACGCUCGACAAACUCCUAUCGCAUGAUUCCUGGUUACAUGCGCGGUGGGAAAAUCAAAGCGGCAUUCUGAGCUUGCAUCGGGCACUCGCAGUCAAAUUUCAACUGCGGUAUCCCUCCUCCGACUGCUCCAAGUCACCUCUGUCGACCACCUCCUCGACCAACCUCCUUUGUUCGCAAGCAACUGUACAACUAAUACCAAGACUGCUACCGAGGCCCCCUUCGAAAACCUUUCCUUUUUCUCGCCCCUACACCGCCACACUGUCCACGCUCUCCAUUGGAGAAAGAAGAAGGAACUCGAACAACUGUCUCUCUCUUUUGCGCUUGCACAAAGCGUCGGCGUCCAUCACGAAGAACCGUUUGUCGUGAAAAUACUGAGCAGUCCUUAAAGCGAUCCUUUUGGCCAUGCCUCGUCGAGUGUCCGGCUCCCUCCUAAGCAGCUCACCUCCGACCCCCUGGCCGUCCUUUUCGCCGUCAGAAAAGGGCGGCAGCCUCGUCAACAAGACCUCUCAAAAAGCAAGCAAAAUUGCUCAAUUUUUCUCGACUUCGCCAAAGAGCAAAGAAGCUCAAUCGGCUGCUGCUGCCCUGCUGGCAGCUAGCAAAGCACAAGAGCAGGCAUUUUUGGCUUCGGGCUCGCCUCCCAUAAGCACACCCUCGCUUUCGUUACCUAGCAUCUCCUUGUCAACAGCGCGCGCAGACUCCGCAAAUAUGGACGAGCCGCCUACCACCCUCUUUCAGCCACCUUCUCCGGCCGAGACGCGGAAGCUGGCUCGACAGCAUGCCCAGUUUGGUCCGUUAAAUUCUCAGUCCCACAGAUACACGAGUCGGCACCAGGGCGGUGAAUUUCCAGAACCUAUUAUGGAUGAACCGCCCUACUACUAUCUUUUGACAACCUACAUCUCCUAUCUGAUUCUCAUAAUAUUCGGACACGUCAGAGAUUUUUUUGGCAUGAAGCUGAAGGAAGACAACUAUCGACACCUCAAGGCACGGAAUGGCUAUGCGGCCCUCAACAGUGAUUUUGAUAAUUUCUACGUCCGACGGCUGAAGAUGCGCAUCAAUGACUGUUUCAACAGACCCACCACCGGGGUCCCCGGAAGAUACAUUAAUCUGCUCGAUCGAACGUCGGAUGAUGGAAACGUCCAUUUCACCAUGACUGGCACCACGACUGAAACUUUGAACAUGAGCUCCUACAACUACCUAGGCUUUGCGCAAUCUGAAGGUCCCUGUGCCGAUUUUGUCGAAGACACAGUCAGGAAGUGUGGACUAUCAACAGCCAGCUCGCGAAGCGAGGUGGGAACUCAUGAGCUGGCCAUCGAAUGCGAGACUCACAUCGCAGAAUUUGUCGGCAAAGAAUCUGCUAUGGUCUUUUCAAUGGGCUUCGGUACCAACGCCUCCAUUUUCCCUGCCCUGGUUGGGAAGGGCGAUUUGAUCAUCUCCGACGAACUCAACCAUGCAUCAAUCCGAUUCGGUUCCAGGCUUUCCGGCGCCAUGAUCGCGUCGUUCAAGCAUAACGAUAUGAAGGAUCUUGAGGGCAAGCUUCGUGAGGCAAUUUCUCAAGGACAACCGCGCACCCAUCGCCCAUGGAAGAAGAUCCUCGUUGUUGUGGAGGGCCUGUAUUCGAUGGAAGGUACGAUGUGUAAUCUUCCUGGGUUGGUCAGGUUAAAGAAGAGAUACAAGUUCAACCUCUUUGUUGACGAGGCCCAUUCGAUUGGCGCAUUGGGACCGCGCGGAAGAGGUGUCUGUGACUACUUUGGAAUCCACCCUUCGGAAGUGGACAUUCUUAUGGGUACUCUGACGAAGUCAUUUGGCGCUAAUGGGGGAUAUGUGGCCGGUGACAAGGCUGCCAUCGACAAGCUACGACUGUCCAAUGCUGGUACCGUCUAUGGCGAAACUCCCAGUCCCGCGGUGCUGGCUCAGAUUAUUGCUGCUCUCAAAAUCAUCAAUGGCGAGCUCGUGCCGGGUCAGGGUGAGGAGAGAUUGCAGAGAAUUGCGUUCAACUCUCGCUAUCUUCGACUGGGUCUCAAGCGCCUCGGGUUCAUAGUCUACGGUCACGACGAUUCGCCUAUUAUCCCACUCAUGCUUUACAACCCGGCCAAGAUGCCCGCCUUCUCCCAUGAAAUGCUCAAGCGCAAGAUUUCGGUUGUCGUUGUCGGAUACCCGGCUACACCCCUGAUCUCCUCCCGAGCGCGAUUUUGCGUCUCGGCUGCGCAUAACAAGGACGACCUCGACCGAUUGCUUGCGGCAUGCGACGAGAUUGGCAAUGUCCUUCAGCUCAAAUUCGCGAGCGGCAUCGCUGGCGGUGCGCCCCCCCUUCCUGAAGGCGUGACGUGGGAGAUGGAGCAGAGCCGAAAGCGACUGGAAAAGCACGACAAAGUCGCCAAGUCAUUGGUGGUGUCGCCUCGAUGGAGCUUGGAUGAAGUCAUUAAGCGUGGCGUUCAGGAUGUCAAGGUACCGCUGCGGUAGCGAUCUCGGCCGCAGCACGGCUCUCAUCAGUCAAUUCAGUCUGGCACAUAGACAUAUAUGUGUACACUUAAUGAGCGGGGAUGCAAGCGAUCACAAGAUUUGAGAUUUGGGGAAAUUCAUUUUCGACCAAACCGACGCGACAGAGCCGAUUGUACAUAGAUUUUGGGUCUCUGAAAGGGCGUCGAUGGGUAUCUGGAGCCAACGGGCUGGUCAGGCUGAAGGAAGCACUUCAAUGUCCGCACAGAGCAAGGAGUUUUGACGGCGACAGUCACUGUAACCGUGUUCGGCCAAAAAGAGGUUCGAGUCAUCUGAACGAUACAUUCUAUCAAUAGCCAAAGCCUAAUAACGUCCAUCAUCACAAACUCAUGCGUCUUCCCCGUCGUUACUGUCGCUUUCUCUUGCCCCCGAAAUGAGUUCGCCGAAGGGAAACAGAUAUGCACGGUGCGGAAGUGAGGCAAGAGAUCUGCGAGCCUGCUCCAUCGCAAUCGGGCGUAACGAAGUCCUCGCAUGAACGCCUCCUUCUGUUCUGGUUCGUCCGCCUGCGCACUGAUCUUUUGGCCUGCAAUGUAUGUCAUGCAGGAUGUUCGACAUUGCCCCAGUGUGCUGGGACCUUCGCAGGCGAAGAACAGGCGAUUGACCUGUUGUGGCAUAGCUUGGCAAGGCACAGGAAGACAAAACAAAGCAAGGGACUUUCUCCCCGAUGGAUGCUGGGACUGGUUGCGUGGUAUUUUUACAGAGCAUCGAGUAUUCACCCUCUGUAAGUGGCAUCGAAUCCCGGACGGGGUUAGAUGAGCCAGCGCAUUCCACACCACCACAAUAUUUUUGCUAUGAACUCGGGCAAUCGACUCCCGUC